AUGAAGUGGUCCGCAGUCACCGCUGGUGUUAUUGGCCUUGCUGGGUCUGGUAAUACUUACAGUGUCUCAGCUCUCGCCCAGCUGGACUCGACUGCAUUCGUCGACGCCGACACUGGAAUAUCUUUUCAGUCUUACACAAGCACGGACGGUAUUACUUACCGACUAGCUCUUCCCGCAGAGGCAACCGGCGAUGCUGCCUAUGAUGUGAUCCUCCAGGUCGUGGCGCCAGUAGGAUUGGGCUGGGCCGGAUGGGCAUGGGGCGGUGCUAUGACAUACAACCCCCUGACUCUCGUAUGGCACGACGGAGACAAUGUUCAAUUUUCUUCCCGUCAAGCUACGGGAUACUAUUUACCUGGUGCAUACGAGGAUGCUAAGUACACGGUCCUUAAGGGCACUGGCGUCAACGAAACGCAUUUCAAAUUCACGGCACUUUGCACAGGUUGUGCUAGCUGGACUGAUUUUGACGGAAACCCAUACAUCCUCAACGGUGCCGCAGACACAAACUUCGCCUACGCCUUCUCGAAGACCGCAGUUGAGGAGCCGGCAAACCCUGAGACGGGCUUCAGCAUUCAUGACAAUGUGGGACGAUGGAUUCACGACAUGGGCAACGCUCGAUCUGACAAGUUCAAGGAGUGGUACGGAGCUAGAGCUAUAAAAUUCAAAGUAUUCGUUAGGUAUGUUGAAUUCUUUUUUGGUUUGUUGCAUCGAAAAUUCAUUAUGGCCCCUACAAGGAAAUCAAAAACAAAUCAACCUCCAUCACCAUCCCGAACCUUGGUUCUCGACAAUGGCGCCUACACUAUAAAGGCUGGAUAUGUGGCUGGUGACGUCGUAGACGAGCCUCGCAUAAUACCGAAUUGCAUCGCUCGAGAUCGCAACAAGAAGAUCUAUAUUGCUUCCAAUAUUAAUAAAUGCACCGACUUCAGCGAGAUCGCUUUUAGGCGACCCGUGGAGAAAGGCUUCGUCGUGAACUGGGAGACUGAGAAAGAGAUAUGGGAACACGAAUUCUUUGAUGACAAGGCUCCUCAACCCUGCGAUCCCUCAGAGACUCGGUUACUACUUACCGAACCGUCAAACUCCCUUCCUAUACUACAGACGAAUUGCGAUCAAAUGGUAUUCGAAGAGUUUGGGUUUGCUAGCUACUACCGGGGAAUUGGCCCGUCUCUCAAUGCCUAUCACGACGUGCAAGGUAUCCUUCGAACACCACGAGACCCCGGGACCCUUGCCCAGCUUCCUGCCGAGAUUUUACUCCUCAUCGAUACCGGAUAUUCCCAUACUACCGUUACGCCUCUUCUCCAAGGCAGACCCAUUCAUCCUGCUAUUCGAAGAUUAGAUGUUGGAGGUAAACUCCUAACUAAUUACUUGACGCGGUUGCUUUCUCUUCGUCAUUACGACAUGCGUAACGAGACGUACAUUGUCAACGAGAUGAAGGAGGCUGCUUGCUAUGUUUCCCUCGACUAUAAAGGAGACCAUGAGCGUACCUGGAAGGGCACAAGAGGCGAACGUCGGGACACCUUUCUCAAUGGUGGAGGAAUAGCUAAAGAUUACGUGCUCCCCGAUUUCCAUACGAUAACUAAGGGCAUUCUCCGGGAUUUCGAUCCUCUUCGUGCCUCAAAGGCUCGAAAACUGGCGGCUGGGCGUGCUGGGGAGUCUAACGAGGAUGUGAUAACUCUCCGGAACGAACGCUUCUCUGUUCCAGAAUUGCUAUUCCAUCCUUCAGAUAUUGGUAUCCGCCAGCCAGGUAUUGCGGAUCUCGUCAUGCAAUCUUUACGCCUUCUACCCGUCGGAUUAUGGCCUGGUCUUCUUGCUAAUAUCAUCGUCGUCGGCGGCAACUCCCUUUUUGACGGAUUUGUUGAACGACUACAAAAAGAAAUCGUGCAGCUCGCUCCCGAUGAAUGUUUCGUCCGGGUUGCUCGCCCUGUGGAUCCGAUAAUCAGCACAUGGCUAGGUGGUGCUAAUCUAGCCAAGCAUGAGAACAUCAACGCGUUGUCCGUUACAAAGCAAGAGUAUGAAGAGUUCGGUGCGGCGUGGGUUGCGCGCAAGUUCUCCACCGGCUUGGAGUUAUGAUUUGCCUCGAGACAGAAUUCACUUCCAGAAUAUUUAAGCCUCACGCGCUGAUUUACGUCACAGAUGACAAUAUCGAACCGGUUUGGCUCUAACAUAUCGCUCAUACGACGAGGCUAUUUUGGACCUUUUUAACUACCUACAGGUAAUCUUACAUAUGAAAUGUAUUAACCCAUAUGCUUUAAGGUCGAACAACCAAGUUGAUGUACACAUUGAUAGGAGGAACACGCAGCAAUAGAUUUACCGAAUAAAAACUAAAUAUGCUCAUUCAUAACUGAGUUGGGUAUCAUCUUGGCCCUCGAACUCGAUGGGCACGCAAGAGAAACAAUCAUAAGGCCGCAUGUCAUGUCGUUGACCACGCCUUACUGCAACUAAUAUCAACAAUACACGCCCAACCGACCGUACCAAACAUAGGAGUGGCAAUGGAGUAGAGAACCCGUAACGCCGCCAGUGACCAUGGAACCCUAGGCCGAACAGUUAAAGAUCAUAGUCGUAAUAGGUAGUAGAUUAAUCAUAAUAGGAUACUCGAUAGUUCAUAAUCGAGCACUUAUAC
This is a messenger RNA of Daldinia decipiens, 2614 nucleotides long. RefSeq names its product actin-domain-containing protein. The transcript has 7 exons. The record is from RefSeq and is a predicted model, not a curated record. Gene Ontology annotation, cellular component: Swr1 complex. Gene Ontology annotation, molecular function: nucleosome binding. Lineage: Eukaryota; Fungi; Ascomycota; Sordariomycetes; Xylariales; Hypoxylaceae. The coding region runs from base 1 to 2064 and encodes 687 amino acids.